Messenger RNA from Acanthoscelides obtectus, 920 nucleotides. NCBI's taxonomy places the organism in Eukaryota, Metazoa, Arthropoda, Insecta, Coleoptera, Chrysomelidae. The record is from the annotation of a GenBank genome assembly.
GCGAGCGAUAAGGAAAGAAAAUCCUUGGUUGGUGAAGUAUAUUAAAACUUACAGGUCAAUGAAGAGGCCGACUCAAAUGGGGCAAAUUCCCAGAAGAACGCGGUACCCAUGGAUGAGUUCACCACCAUAAGGAUAGAGUACAUCAAGAAUCAGAUCCUGAGGAAGCUUAGGCUGAAAGAGAAGCCCACUAUCUCCAGAGGUGAACUGCCAAAACCUGUCAUUGCUUAUGGACACUUGUUGCCUUCAGAUCAGGAUAUGGAUUCCCAGACAUUUUCCGAAGAUUUCUACGGGAAAACUAUGCAGGCUAUAAUUUUUCCGUUUCAAGUAUAGGAAAAUAGCAGCUUUUGGAGUAGAAAUGACAGUCUGGCUGGAGAGCUGGCUUUUCUUGAAGAUAGAAGCAUAUUGGCUCCACCUAUUUGCCUCUUUUGGUAAGUCCUUGAAACGCAUGAGAAUAAACAAUUAGUAAAGAAAUGGUGAAAAGUACAAUCUUUCGACAGAGGCACUUCUUAUCUCAUAAAUGUUUUGCAUUUUUUUUCUAUCAAAAUAUCCCAGCAGGUUUUAGGGGCAAUAGGAGAAAACUACCGAUACCGGAAGAUGGCUGAAGAUUGUUAAAAAUGCAGAAUAUAAAUAUAGGAGCACCAUGAAUGUAGAUGUAGAAGCUGAACAACCAAGAUCUUCCUUGUUUAAACAUAAUUUUUGAACAGAACUCUGGCUGAAAAUAUCGAAUUAGAUAUUAUGUUUUUGUUUCUUAUAUUUUCCGUGUUCCAAAAUAAUGUUCUGUCAUCAAAGUAGCUUUAAGCAUGACUAUAGUCGUCAGUAUACUGUUUGUGACAGUUCCGAGUAAUUUUUAUAUGCCAGUUGUUGUUUAUAUCAAAAAUGCUUCAAUUGAAAAGUAUUUAUUAAAAAAUAAUAUACCAAUA